This is a messenger RNA of Theileria orientalis strain Shintoku, 2319 nucleotides long. Its product is annotated as mono-oxygenase. Lineage: Eukaryota; Apicomplexa; Aconoidasida; Piroplasmida; Theileriidae. The coding region runs from base 1 to 2319 and encodes 772 amino acids. The record is from RefSeq and is a predicted model, not a curated record. The transcript is spliced from 13 exons. Gene Ontology annotation, molecular function: FAD binding.
AUGAGUUUGAAAACCUUUAAAACCUCGGUUUUGAUCGUCGGCUCGGGCCCGGUUGGAAUCACACUUAAUCUUCUUUUGUCGCGCAUGAGGAUUCCUUCCAUUUUGGUAGACAAACAUCCUGUUCCGAGGAAGCAUCCCAGGGCCCAUUACUUGAGCAACCGGUCCAUGGAAAUUUGGAGACACCUUGGCCAUUUUGACAAGGCUUUGGAAUCAGCUGCUGAGCCUUUGGAAUACUGGAGGUAUUUUAAAUACUGCAGGCACAUAAUUGACCCGCACGCAAACCUGUACGCCGUAAAGGACCAUUUCGGAGACCAUUACAGAUACAAUGGGACCUAUUUUGAGGAGCUGAGUCCGAGUAAAAUUUGUAAUUUCCCUCAACACAAACUGCUGUUCUUUUUUAAAUCGUUGGCACUGGACAGGUCGCAGCUGUAUAAGAAGGAUAGGGACGGGUUCACAAAGUGGUUGGAAAAUGAAUACAAGUUGGUGUUGGAAAAAUCAAGGAUCGACGCGGAAAAAACGCAAAGGUUGCUGGGUCUGGAAAGGCCACUGGUCCUGCCUGACGUUUCAGACUCUGCUCCCGAGCAGAUUAGAACAAAUGUCCCUUUCAUCGACGGGGCCUUUAAGUUUGAACGCUUUGUAUCAAAGGAAAAGGGGAUACUGUCUCGUGUUAGGGACGUGAGAACGGGAAGCGAGUUCAACGUGGAGAGCCUAUUUGUGGUUGGAGCCGACGGAAUACACUCCUCAGUGGCGAGAGCACUCUUCGGAGAGAGAAAGCUGAAUGAAAACGUCAAGGACACUUCGAAUUUGAAGGAAGUGAUGAGUGUGCACUUUGAAUCGAGGCAGCUGGGAGAGUACGUAUCGUCGAAUCCAGCAAUGAUGUACUUCAUUUUCUCAGAGUGUGUUUGCGUGAUGGUGUGCCAGGGAGGAGAUCCGCCGGAAUUCGUGGUACAGAUACCCUUCUUCCCAGAAUUUGAGUCCACGUCGCUCUAUGAUGAGAAGAACUGCGCGUCCCUAAUUAACGAGGCAGUAGGGACGGAGUUGCGCGACCUGAAGAUACACAAAAUUAAAAGGUGGACCGUUACGACGAACGUUACGCCGAGUUUCAUUGAUCAGGACACGAGUAGAAUAUUCUUGGCAGGAGACGCGGCGCACCUGGUGGCCCCGGCGGGAGGUCUCGGAAUGAACAUGGGCAUUGCAGACUCGCACAACCUCGCGUGGAAGCUUUCGCGCUUUUUGUACCGCAAGUCGCAAGAUUUGAAGAUAAACGACUUCGACAGGCUGCUGGAUGCGCUUUUCGAAAGUGGACUGAACGAGCAAGAUAAAAAGUUUCUGAACGAAUACUCAGUGGAGCGAAAGGCAGUGGCUGAGUAUACUCGGGACGUGUGUCUGAAGGAAGUGGAGAACGGGUCUAAGUUCGCGAAGUACCUGGGAUACAACCACGGGAGCCUCCAGAAGGCUCUGGACGUGCUGGCCCCGAUCAUGCCGCAUGAUUCGCACGUUAUUCCCUAUGUUUUCAACUCCGUGAAGGCCUUUAUGAAAUACGCGUACAACACGCCAAAAAGGAUGGAUGACAUCGCGAACUUUUCGAAGGAGUUGUUAUCGAAGAUGGACGGGUCCCUGGGACUUCGCUUUCCCGGCUCAGACCUGGCCUAUUCAUACAACUUCGGGGACUUGAAAACCUCUAAAUCGCAUCGACACUAUUGGCCUCAAUCACUGAUGGGAAUGAGAAUACCACACCGUUACUUUUACUCACAGCAAAGUAACAUAGUUUAUAAAAUCUCGACGGUGGACUUGCCGUCUCUAAUGCAGCCGCCGAUUUACUAUUGUGUGCUGGUCUUCGAUCGAAAAAUGAUCAAGUCAGUGCUUUCAGAACUUGAUUUGAAUUUGUAUUAUAUUUGUCUGUGGGAAACUGGCGUUAGUGUUGGAUCAGGGGAUCACGUUACAGUAGAUGAUCAGUUUAUCUCAAAGCCUAAUACGUUAAUUAACUCCAUAGUAUCUGUAGUUACUUGUUGGUUCCGCUUUGUAAAUUAUCUGGCUGUUUUAGGUCUAGAUUCUGAGAUUGAUGUGAUUGACGAGAAACUUGACGAUCACUUUAUCUUCAAUAAACUAGAAGAUAGUAGUGAUUUUGAGCAUUUUGAUUACGCAUUGAACUACGUAUCAAAAAUGCCUAAUGGCUUGGUUAAGAAAGUAUUUAGUAAUAAGGAAACGUUGGAUGCCUUUUCGAGGAGUUUGUUUGGGAACGUCACCCCCUUGAACAACACCUACCUGGUAUUAAGGCCAGACUCCCAUAUUUUUAACGUGAAAACGGUAAACUUAUGA